AAAAGUUUUGAGGGAUUGAAUAUGAGUGGAUCUACAAUCUCUUCUUCCACCAGCUUCUUCAAAUCCUCAUUCUUAUUCCGCUCAAAGCCCUUGAGAGUGAAACAGAGUUUCUUCGUUCCAAAGUGUAAUCCUUCUCUGCGUUUCUGUCGGAAUCUCUUCGUUUCGGUUCCAAAGGCGUCAGAGAAUGGUUCCGUGGCUGUGGAGGACGACCUUCAUGCACUUUUGGAGAUUCUUCCUCGAGAUUUGCAUGAAAAUCUACGAAAUGAAUCCAAAAGAUCUCAACUCCUAGAGGUAAUACUGGAUUUGGGUCGCUUGCCAGAAGCACGUUACUUGGAUGAGCAUGGAGGACGAUAUUUGAGGAGUACAAAGGUAUCGAUGAAAGAGUUAGAGGAAGCACAAAAUGCUGUUGGAGAAUUUGGAGGCGACAAUAGAGCAGGAAUUGAGGGUACCUUGCAUAGAAUAUCUGCAAUAAGAAGUCAGAAAGGGAUGAUUGUUGGUUUGACUUGCCGUGUUGGGCGAGCAGCUAGUGGUCAUGUCGACAUGGUUCAUGAUCUCCUUCAAUAUAAGGAGAGCAUCUUGUUUCUUGGGCGGCCUGGAGUAGGGAAGACCACUGUCAUUCGAGAGAUUGCCCGUGUAUUGGCAGAUGAGCUUCACAAACGAGUGGUAAUUGUUGAUACUAGCAAUGAAAUAGGAGGUGAUGGAGAUAUUCCACAUGCAGCAAUAGGGGGUGCACGGAGAAUGCAGGUUCCAGAACCAUCUAUGCAACACAGGGUCAUGAUUGAGGUAGUAGAGAAUCACAUGCCUGAGGUCAUCAUAGUUGAUGAGAUUGGCACGGAAGCCGAGGCACUUGCUUGUCGUUCAAUUGCAGAAAGAGGAGUUAUGCUCAUUGGUACAGCCCAUGGAGAGUGUCUGGUGAAUAUUAUAAAGAAUCAUAUCCUUUGUGACCUGAUUGGAGGAGUGGAAACUGUGACUCUAGGAGAUGAGGAAGCACGAGCUAGAUGUUGUCAGAAAAGCAUCCUUGAAAGGAAAGCUCCUCCAACAUUUCCUUUUCUUAUUGAGAUGAGGGAAAGGCACUAUUGGGUUACUCAUCGGACAGAAAAAAGUGUGGAUAUGUUGCUCCAUGGUAAAAGGCCACUGGUUGAGGUCAGGAAGAGGGAUGAUCAAUUUAGGGUUGUCAUAGAAAGAUGGAAGACGUAUGAUGGGGAUGGAAUUUAAUUUUUUGAGAUUUUGUUGACAGGAAGCAUGCAGACUUCCAUACAAUCCAUAAGUGGAGUUAAAUGAGGUUAUUACCGAACCAUACCAUGUAUAGAUAAUGUGAAAUUACUGAUCUCAACAUUGUUCAACUUUUUGUUCACAUUAAAUAGUAUUAAUUGUAUUUUGA
This is a messenger RNA of Telopea speciosissima, 1381 nucleotides long. RefSeq lists its product as uncharacterized. Gene Ontology annotation, molecular function: ATP hydrolysis activity. Bases 22 to 1215 code for a protein of 397 amino acids. The record is from RefSeq and is a predicted model, not a curated record. NCBI's taxonomy places the organism in Eukaryota, Viridiplantae, Streptophyta, Magnoliopsida, Proteales, Proteaceae. The transcript has 9 exons.